Molecule: messenger RNA, 2928 nt
Organism: Ceutorhynchus assimilis (cabbage seed weevil)
Lineage: Eukaryota; Metazoa; Arthropoda; Insecta; Coleoptera; Curculionidae
Source: the annotation of a GenBank genome assembly
AAUCCAGUCAUGUCAUGGUCAAGUGUCAAGUCAACUAGGGUUGGGGUAGGGAGUGAUUUGGAGAUUUCUCUAUUUUGGAGAAACAUUCAAUUAAUUUGUAAUUUUACUCCGAACUAAAUAAAAGAAUUAUGAUUUGAUUGGUUCCUUGCCCCUCAGUGAAUCAGGACAAUAAGUAAUAAUGGUCACCGAAGAUUACAUAAAGACGGAAUACCCAUUGCACUGGCUAGUGUGGAAAAAUGAACAUAAACUUUUGGAGAAGUUAGUAAAGGAUAAGAAGAAUGACAAAGAAAAAGUGGAUAAUAGAGGCAGGACUCCCUUAAUGUUAGCUGUAACUUUGGGCCAUCUAGAGUCUACUAGGGCCCUAUUGAAUCAUGAGGCGAAUGUUAAUUGUGAAAAUAAAGAUGGUUGGAAUGUUGUUCAAGAAGCAGUUGCCACUGGAGACCCAGAACUUCUACAUAUUGUUCUUGAAAGAAGAGACUUACAAAGAUAUACUAGUCGAAUGGCCGGUAUACCAGACUUACUACAAAAACUAAAAGAAGCUCCCGAUUUUUAUGUGGAAAUGAAAUGGGAGUUUACUAGCUGGGUACCCUUGGUAUCUAGAAUGUGCCCCAGCGAUACAUAUAAGGUAUACAAGCAAGGUUCAAAUGUUAGAAUAGAUACCACACUGCUAGGAUUUGAUCAUGCCAGCUGGCAACGUGGCAAUAGAAGCUAUGUAUUUCAGAGUCAAAAUGGUGGUGCUACAAUGAUGGAAAUCGACCACGAUUUACGUCAAGUGUACUGCGAAGAAAUGCGUAGCGCGGACGAUACUUUAGGAAUUUGGCUGCCAAAUGAAGAGACUGUAUCACAACGUCUUACCAAUCCCAUAGUCACCACUUUUGUAGAUACUGAAAAAAUUAGUUUUGAACGAAAUAAAGCUGGUAUUUGGGGCUGGCGAUCGGACAAAAACGAAACGGUGAAUGGGUACGAAUGCAAAGUAUUCGGCGCCUCAAACGUAGAAUUAGUUACAAAAACCCGAUCUGAACAUUUGACUGAAUAUGAUAAGGCUCGAAGUAAAACCUUGCGGACGCCUUUGCAAAACUUUUUGGGCAUCGCGGAAGUUGGAGCGUCCCAGAGCAGUGCGGAAAUACCUAAAGAAGAAUUUUCAAAGAACACAAAUCCCUGCAAUAUAACUCCUGAAGAAUACUUUGAUACCUCUGUAGAUCUCGAAAAUCGUGAUAUAGGUAGGCCCAAAGAAGUAAAUGUAAAAAUUCAAAAAUUCAAAGCGAAUUUGUGGCUGUGUGAAGAAUACCCCUUGUCCUUACCAGAACAAAUACUGCCCAUUGUCGAUCUGAUGGCGAUAUCCAGUUCGCAUUUUGCCAAAUUAAAGGACUUUAUCCAGAUGCAAUUACCUAGCGGUUUUCCUGUUAAAAUUGAGAUUCCUCUCUUUCACGUCCUUAAUGCCCGCAUUACUUUUGGUAAUAUUUUCGGCAUGGACACUCCUGUAGACAAAGUAUCUACAUUACAAGAAGACGAUCGAGUUACGUGCAUUUUGGAGGAAUCUUUGUUUCAAUGUCCACCCAGUUACAUUCAGAUUGGUAAUGCCGGCACUGACGGAAGGAGACAAUUUAACAAUGAAGAAGAAGACGACCUUUUACAGUUUGCUAUCCAGCAGAGUUUAAUCGAGUCGGGAACUGAGAAAGAAGAGGUGGAUAUAUGGGAGGCUCUACGAGGUCAAAAGCCUUCACGUCCCGAAACGCCAGUAAAUUUCGAAGAAAGAGAACUUCAAAAAGCAAUACAAGCCAGCUUGGAGCAGUACCAAAGUCCUCCUUCAGACGGUACGGAAAGCCCCAACACUGCCGAAUUGGACUAUGAUUUGCAGAUGGCGCUGCUGAUAUCGAAAAAGGAACGGGACAAGGAAGAACAGAACCGUUUAGACGAAGAAAAAAUGCUAAAAGAAGCUUUGGAAUUAUCUUUAAUGGAAAAAUAGUGUUUGGUGGUUGUUUAGGAUUAUUUGUCAUUCAUUUAAGGGUAUGAAAGAUAUAGGAUAGUGUGAGGAUAAAAUGAAAUUAGGAUAUUAUCACCAAUUUUUACAAAAAUUGCAAUAAAUUGGAAAAGAUAGUUUCUGAAUUGGGCAAAUUUAAUUCACUCUUCAAUUUUCUUCUUUUCGGCACGAAUUGAGAUUUUAUAUGGAGUCUACUUAAAAAGCAAUUUUUAUCUAUGACUUAACGAGGUGUCAUUCUAAAACUUUAUUUGAAAUCGUGCCUAAUAUAGAGUGCAUAAAAUGCAAAAAAAAUAAAAUUAAAUGUCCAAUCAGCUUCCAGGAAAGUCUUGCACUUUAUAUAAAUUCCAUAAAUUAUACAAAUUACUGACAAUUUUUUAAAUAGUAUUUUAAGAUAUUGAUUUUUAAAAUAUGGGGUGUUGAAAGUAAGAGUUCGGGCCUAAAAACUGAUUUGCAAUGAGGUAUUAUAAGCCUUUUUUACUUUUUAAAUAGCAAAUAAGAUUUGAUAUUAAUUAUUGUCAAAUGUAAUUAAUGAGUGAAAACUGUGAUUACUGCAACUUUGUAACGUUUCCAAGAACUAAUGUUUGCUUCAAAAUGAUCUUGCGAUAUCAAUUAAUUAAUAUUAAAGAGCCCUAUAUCUUGGACACCCUGUAUUAUAAUAAAUUAUUCUUUUGGUGUAUAUGAUUAUUGUGAUAUAAUUAAUUAGCUAGUUAUUCUCUUGGUUAUACCAAUAAUCUCUAUUUGGGGCCAAGUUGUGGAACCUAGCCAAAAUUAAUCCGUUAGAAAAUGCUUUAAGUAAUUUUCUUAUUUGUUUUAGAAAAAAUAAUAAGCAAUUUGUACAACUUCUUGUAAAUUAUUUUAUUUUGUUUUAGUUCCUAUAAGAAAAAAAAAAAUUGUUCUUAACUUUAUAUCAUAUUUUAUUUGAAUCUAAUAAAAGUAAAUUGUUUUUA